This is a messenger RNA of Lodderomyces parapsilosis, 1725 nucleotides long. RefSeq lists its product as uncharacterized. Gene Ontology annotation, molecular function: amino acid transmembrane transporter activity. Lineage: Eukaryota; Fungi; Ascomycota; Pichiomycetes; Serinales; Debaryomycetaceae. The coding region runs from base 1 to 1725 and encodes 574 amino acids. The record is from RefSeq and is a predicted model, not a curated record. Gene Ontology annotation, biological process: amino acid transmembrane transport. Gene Ontology annotation, cellular component: membrane. The transcript has a single exon.
AUGAGUCACAACGAUAACGAAAAAAGUGUUGGAAUAAACCGCAAGCAGACAGACUAUAGCUCAAGCGGAUCAGACAAUUUAAUAGCCACGGAUUCAAAAUGUGUCGAGAUUGAUAAUGAAGGCAAGGGGUUUUCCCCUUCAAACUCUGAAUCUGGGGAUAGCGUCCACACUUUAAGGCCAGAGACAUUAGAACGAGGCUUAAAAUCAAGACAUGCACAAUUGAUUGCUAUAGGUGGUGCUAUUGGCACAGGUUUAUUUGUUGGUUCAGGUGCUGUGUUGGUCGCUUGUGGACCAGCUUCACUUUUUAUCUCGUACUUGCUUAUGUCUUCAGUGGUUUAUUUCGUCAUGCAAAUGUUAGCCGAGAUGACCAUUCUAUUGCCUUUACCAGGAAAUGGUCCAUUGGCUUUCAUUAAUGAUUUCUUGUCCCCAUCAUUUGGUUUUGCUUUAGGAUGGAAUUAUUGGUAUGCUUUUAGUAUAUUGGUGGGGGCUGAAGUCACUGCAGCUGCUGUGGUUGUUGAAUACUGGACAAAAUCAGUCAACACGGCGAUUUGGAUAACAGUCUUAUUGGCUAUCAUAAUAAUGAUGAAUAUGACAUCUGUGCGAUUCUUUGGUGAGUCCGAAUUUUGGUUUGCGUCAAUCAAGUUGAUUGCAUUAACUUGUUUGAUUAUUACGAGUAUUGUGUUGUUCUUUGGUGGUGGUCCCAAUCAUGACAGACUAGGUUUCAGGUACUGGAAACAGUCAGCGUUCAAUGAACAUCUUACUGGAGGCUCUACAGGAAGAUUCUUAGGUUUGUGGACAGCCAUAAUUAAGUCGGGAUUUUCAUACAUUACAUCACCAGAAGUUGUUUCAACCACCAUGGGAGAAACUAUUGCCCCACGUGUCAACGGAGCCAAGGCCGCAAGACGUUUCAUUUGGCGGUUAAUAUUCUUCUAUGCUUUGGGGUCAUUGAGUAUCAGCGUUAUUGUCAGUUCGAGAGAUCCACAUUUAUUUGGAGGUGCAGAAGACACUUCAGGUAGUCCUUUCACUAUUGCAAUGCAAAAUGCAGGAAUCACAGGGUUAAAUCAUGUUAUCAAUGCAGUCAUUUUGACAUCUGCUGAGUCUGCAGGUAACUCCUUUUUGUAUGCAGCAUCCAGAGCAUUGUUUUCCAUGGCCCAACGGGGCAAUGCACCAAAGAUUUUCGCUAAAGUGAAUAGAUUUGGUAUCCCUGUGUACAGUGUUGCUGUGUCGUCUAUGUUUGGGCUCUUAUCAUAUUUAAACGUCUCAUCUGCCUCAGCAACAGUUUUUGCUUGGCUUUCAAACAUUUCCACCAUCUCUGGUUUCAUUGCUUGGGUGACAAUUGGAGCUGCUUAUCUUAGAUGGAGAAAAGCGGUUGAAUAUCAUGGAAUUCUCGAUAGAGUUCCUUACAAAUCACAUUUUCAACCGUAUGGAGCUUACUAUGCUAUUGGUAUGUUGUCGAUCAUUACACUUACAAAUGGAUAUGCGGUGUUUUUUGACUUUAAUGGGGCAGAUUUUGUGGCUGCGUAUAUCACAUUACCAUUUGUGGCAGUUUUGUAUUUUGGGCACAGGGCAUAUGAUUACUACAAAAAUGGUCACACGAAGUGGUUGGUUGAGAUUAAGGAUAUCGAUUUGUUGACGAACUUGGACUCAGUUGAAGACGAUGAGCAACACUAUGAAAUCCGUGUGCCAAAAAAUAUUAUUCAAAAAUUUUGGUACUGGUUGGCUUAA